Messenger RNA from Acyrthosiphon pisum (pea aphid), 835 nucleotides. RefSeq lists its product as uncharacterized. Lineage: Eukaryota; Metazoa; Arthropoda; Insecta; Hemiptera; Aphididae. The transcript has 2 exons. Bases 122 to 784 code for a protein of 220 amino acids. The record is from RefSeq and is a predicted model, not a curated record.
UAGUCAUUGUUGCUAACGAUGGUGACAUAUUUUGAAUAAAUUAAACAAAAUUGAAAUACUCAUUCUCAGACGAAAAAUUAUUCAAUCGAUUUUUAAAACCAAACAUAUACUAAAACAAACAAUGAGCGAAUUAUCGAAGGUCAAACUGGUUUCAGGUGACAGGAAAAAGACUCAAAGUGGAAAAGGACACGUAGUUAAAAAAAUCUACCGAAAGGUCGCAGAAAAACAAACGGAUGAUAUUAGAAAACUGUCGGUGAAUGUUGGAACCAACCACGCGAUAAAUGCGAUCACGGAAGCGAAACCCAAAAUACAACAGAAAGCAUUAAAUGCCCCAAAAAAGACCGUUAAAAAAUUGAUCUCGCAAUCGGUCACGAAAUCACCGACGCAAAAACCGUCUACAAAAAAAAACCUGUCCACAAAACAACCGUUAAACAAAAUUCAAAAGCCUAACAAGAAGUCUCCAGGGGUGAGAAAUCCAAAUUCCACUACCGUGAAUAAAGUUGAAACGAAGAUAAUAAAACCAGCAAAACGUGUUAUAAAAGAAAUUCCGAUGAUUGUUACAUUGCCGAGAGAUACAACGUCACGCCAGGAGGACGGAACGAAACUCUCUAAUCCAGCUGAAAAACAGCCAGUAAAGGUCAAGCGAGUGUUGAGGAAAAAACUUUUGUCAUCGUUGAAUGGGAAAACUACGAAACCCAAGUACGUUAAUUCGAUGGCUGUAGAAACCGUACUACCCAUCAGUAACAAUGCUAAACUGUUUCCGGCCAUGACCAAACAAAUAUGACAAAUUAUUUAAAAAUAUAUAUAAAUUAAACAUACAUUUUAAACGCGUUUA